This is a messenger RNA of Scutellospora calospora, 522 nucleotides long. NCBI's taxonomy places the organism in Eukaryota, Fungi, Glomeromycota, Glomeromycetes, Diversisporales, Gigasporaceae. The record is from the annotation of a GenBank genome assembly.
AUGAAAUAUUCUAUUUUAAUCACUUUGGUUCUUUUAUUUACUACUGUUAACGCGAGAUUUAAUCGAGAACAUAAUAAUACAGAUCUUGACAAAUUACUGCAUUAUAAGACUGGUGAUGGCGAUGUUAAUGGAUUUUUUGGUGAUAUGCAAGGCUUGAUUAUAGAUUCUUUAUUGGCUGCAGCUCCUCCUUGUUCUGUGCAAAUUCAAUGUGACAAAAUUAUGGAUAUGAAACGUGAUCUUACUAAACUUGCCCAGUCUUUAAUACAAUCUGAAAAAAACACUCCGGAUAAGGGUCAAAGAUCUGUUAUUUGUACCAAAAAACCUAGGCAUCAUGAACUUGACGGAUUAUGUGCAAAACAAGACCCUGAGCACGGUCGUGGAAACAAAUUGCCACCAUUUGUGCCAGAAAAAUUUAGUACAAUCAGAGUAUUUGAUCUGAAACUCAAAGGAAAAAGAAUAACUCCUAAUUUAAAGGAAUUUCCAGAUAAACAUCAAAAGGCAAAGAAAUGUAAAACUAAAUAG